This is a messenger RNA of Malus domestica (apple), 2607 nucleotides long. The record is from RefSeq and is a predicted model, not a curated record. Lineage: Eukaryota; Viridiplantae; Streptophyta; Magnoliopsida; Rosales; Rosaceae.
UCUUGCUUUUUUUCCACAGUAAAAGCAGGCUUUCUCUCCAGCUGUCGAUCAUCCCGUUUCUCCUUCCUUUCCCUCAUGUUGCUUUUUUUGCACAGUAAAACCAUGUUUCCUGUCGAUCAUCGAUGCAUUUUGUUUCCAUAUUUCCUUUGCUUUUCACUUCACUCUCUUGCAUGUCUCCUUCACCCGUUUCAGACCUCACUUUCUUUCCCUCUUAAACAUUUGUUUCAGUUGGUCGCGAAUUUCUCUUUUGUCGCUCUCAAAUCUCGCUUUUUGUCGUUCUCAGCUCUUGGUUUGCUCAGAAAGCACCGAAUCAGGUUUCGUUUAUACAGACACGAGGACAACUUGGCCACUGCAUCAUUUCUCGGCACUUGAGAGUAAAAUUUAGCUGGUGAGGUAGUGGAUUGCGAAGCUGUAAUGAGAUCUUAGCUUUAUUUUUAAUCAACUAAUUUUGUUCUCAAAAAAAAAAAAAAAUUUAAUGAACGACUUUUGAAGCAUCUUUAUCUGUUUAGUUUGCUAUCUUAUGUUUGGAUUGGAUUUUAGGCACUGGAAAUUAUGAGCUAAAUUUUGUUUCAAAUGGCAGGGAUAAUUUAUAUCAUCUUUAUUGCAUAUUACUGAACUUUGCAUUUCUUCCUUAUAUGAUGUGCGUUACAGCCUUGAUCAAUGCCUAAGAUUGUGUUGGAUUAGACCAUUCAGAAAUAUAUAGCUCUGCAUUCUAUAUUACUUGACGAAAUGGUGAGAGGGCAUUAUUUCAAUAUUUUAAUUACAACUGUUUGCAAAGAUAAUUAACAACUCUUCGAAAAUAUACAGUUUUCAUUCUAUAUUACUUGAUGAAAUGCUGAGAAACCAUUAUUUCAGUAAUUUAAUCACAACUGCUUACAAAGAUAAUUAACAGCAAAUAUAUUAUUUUUGUUUCUGACUUUUUUUUACAUGUUAAAUAAUAAACUUUAAUUUUGUUCCUGUGAAUUAGAGUGUGUUGUAACUGCAUACCUAUUUAUUUAUCUUAUACAAAAUAUAAUCCAAAUUUUGAUUUUGUUUGUCAAUUGCAUUUGUAACGUUUUUUUUUUUUCUCUUUUUCACCCUCAUCAAUUGCAAAGCAACAUGCGGUUGAAGCUUGCACAACGGAGAUGGACUAUGAAAUCAUUGCUUCGAAAAUAGAAGCCGGAAGCUGCUAUGAAAUUAUGGGUUUCUGUACGAAUAGAAUGAGGGGUCAAUACAGUGUUGUGCCACAUGAUACCCAAGUUAUGUUCACUGGGAAACAAUUUUCAAAAAAUUGCCGUGUGUUUCCGCCUAUCCCUCGACACUGGUUCUUUUUUGCAAGAUUAUAACACCCUUUAACCUCGCCUCAACAGGGUUGAUAUCCUUACAGAUGUCAUUGGUCACGUAACUGGUGUGCAAGAGUUGGUGCCAAAGCAAAUUAAUCAGAGAAUUACACAUAAGUGUGAUAUAGCUAUUGAAAACAUCAGGUUGUUUCUCCCCUGUGCUUUCUGUGAUUCUAAAUUAUUUCAUGUAUUUAUUAUAUACACAUUACAAAAAAUUUAAAUGUUAUCUCACAAAUCAAUAUUGUUAAACUAUUAUAUGAUACUUAUCAUGUUGACUGCUUACUUUAUUCAUAACAAAUUAAACAAAUUUCUUCCUGGCUUUUGAAUAUCCAUUUCAAAUUUUCUUUUUCAAUAGAAAAGAAGAGAUGAAGAUUACAUUAUGGGAAGAUGGCUUUUUCUUCUUUGUCAAUGAAGACGUUAUCUGCAUCAACAAUUGUUGUUUUCACAAGUCUAAAAGUGAAGCUAUACCUUGACAUCCCGGAACUAAAUGGGUACAAAUUAGUGUUUUCUAACAACACAGAAGCUGUAAAAAUAUUGGCAUCGUCUUCGAAACAAGUGAAUGAAGCUCAAAUUUUGCAGAUUGCCAGGAGAGUAACAGUUGAUGAAUUAGCUUUUUUGGAUCCAGAGUUAUAUAAGAAACAACUGCGCAAUCAUAUAAACAAAGAAGCAGUGAGGAGGCCUCUUUUUACUGGCACUGAACAAAGUGUUGUAGAAGAGAUGUUUGAACCAAGCAGAGAAGAUGUCGAUCAAAUUCCGGUCAAAUUGUUGAAAAAAAAAUCAUCUCCAACUGGUGCGAAGACGGAUUCCAGCCCUGCAAAAAAACAAUAGGUCACAAUACUUUAUCAUCGCUUUCCCUUCUCACUUAAAUUUAUUAAAAGAUAAAUUUAACACUCAUCUAAAUGUCACGACUUUUUUUCCUUUUGCUUAGGUUGCUUUGUUGGCAUUGAAGAAUGCUGCAUCAAAACUUUAGCUGUUUGGGAUAAAAAAAGUUCUUGCCUUUUUAAUGCGUAUCAAACAAUGUCUCUAAUAUUUUUUGGGAUGUAAUUAGUUCUUUCUGGUCUAAAUUCUAUCGUAUUUUUUGCAUGUACAUACUCCAGCAUUUGGUUAUAUAUUGUGUCCAGAUGCUGGUCCUAAUCAAAGGCUAGAUAGAACUGCUAGAAUAGAGUCGAUAACUGUCAACAUUUUUUGCUUGUACACCAGCAUUCGUAAUCUUUUUUGUUCAAGUGCUGGUCCCAAAGGAACACUAUGUAGCUGCUGGAAUGGAAUGGAUGACUACUGAAUUUAACAA